This is a messenger RNA of Seminavis robusta, 1292 nucleotides long. The record is from the annotation of a GenBank genome assembly. Lineage: Eukaryota; Bacillariophyta; Bacillariophyceae; Naviculales; Naviculaceae.
ACCACUCGUACCAGUAAACGUGUGGGCAUACCGGUACUACCAGUAGUAAGGCAUCUACAGUACGUACAAGUAUGGCAGCGCAUCUACAUUGUUCAUCUACAUUAUCGCUCACAACUACAGCUAUCUAGCUUUUUAUAAAUAGUAUUACGAACAAUUUCACAAGCACAAACUCGCAUCACCAUGGAUCCCCCAGGAGAAUCGUAUCAAGCCGCGAGCGCUGAAUUUACUAUCCGUGCGGAACAAGACCAAGAGAAUUCCGGCGCCCACACACCAACCAACGACAGUAAGGCGACGGGGCCCUUUUGCAAGAAAUCCCCUAACGUUGAUACGGACGACUUUGAGGGUUUCGCCAACGCGGGUAAGACUACCCGGGCGGACAGUGGACUCGACGUGGACGAGCUAGCGGCGGCAGUGGAUCUAGACGUGGAUGAGUUGGCGGAUCUCAUUGCAGCCACCACGAAUUCUAUUAAGGAAAGCAGAACAACAGACAACAACCAAACAACAGACAACAACCAAAGCAGCCCUGCGACACCACAAGCACAAGCAGAAAAUCAUGGCAAGCUGGCAAGGAUUCAUCUGACGUUGGGCAGACCAAAUGAUGCUCUGGUGGAAUACAAACGACAACUGGAAAUUGAAGAAGCGGAACUAGGAACCAACCACGCUGAUGUUGCAAGAACCUACUGCAACAUUGGAACAUGCUUCAAGGAAAAAGGAGAUAGAAAAUCUGCUUUGGAUAUGUUCACAAAGGGCUUGGAGAUCAGGCAGCAAGUCGGAGCGUAUCACACAGAGACAGCAACAACUCACGAACAUAUUGGUCGUUGUUGGAUGGAAAUGGGCAAUUACCAAACUGCCAUGGAAGAACUAUGGAAAGCAUAUUCCAUCAGAAAAACACUCCUUACCCAAGACCACCCGGACACCAAGGAAUCUCUAUCGGAUCUUGGAGUUGUUGCGGAUAAAUUGAAGAAAACGGCACCUGCCUUCUUCCUGGAAAGGCAAGAUAUUCGCAAACUAUUAGGACAAAUUGAGGCAGCUCAACUUCGAGGCGGAGUCUCCAAAGGCGACCAGGACAGCAGCAGAGCUGGUGGUGGUGGUGAACCUGCUAAACCGUUUUCUCUUGGUGGCACCGGCGGCAGCACUAUCGUUGCUCCUUCACCCGCUCGACCCGCUGCAGUAUCCCGCUCGAUCCGCUCGAUUUCGCAAUACUGAACUGCAAUUAAUUGCCAAGCACACAGGAAUGUUGUCCAUUAUUCAGAAUCAAUCCAAUUAAUUAAUUAGUUGUUCAUUUAGUUUCU